Messenger RNA from Lolium perenne, 718 nucleotides. RefSeq lists its product as uncharacterized. Lineage: Eukaryota; Viridiplantae; Streptophyta; Magnoliopsida; Poales; Poaceae. The record is from RefSeq and is a predicted model, not a curated record.
CGCCCGCACGCAUGCUGCGCUGCCAUAUAUGCACCUCAGCAGCCAAGCCAGACACCAAACCGCAGUUUUGCUCCCGCCCCGGUUGAGAAUUCGGCAACGUCCAUGUCCGUAGGCAAGAAUACGUCGCCGUCGCGGCGGGAAGCGGACAAGGUCGAGGAGGAGGUGGUAGAGGGAGGACAGAACGGCGGCGACGGCGCCGUGGUUCAGCAGAAGGCGGAGAGCAACGGAGGAAAGAAGAAGGCGGCUGAUCAGCGGCGGUACAGCCGGUGCUUCUUGGGGCUGGAGCUCAGCAUCGGCCCAGGGCCGCUCAAGGACGCCGAAGCCGGCAAGCUCAAGGGCCAGAUCAGGAAGUGGGCCAGGGCCGUCGUCACCUACGCGCGCCAGCUCAGCUUCGGCUCGCCGAGAUCCUCCCCUCGCAUGUCAGGCGACGGCGCUACGCCCAGGUCGGCGACCUUCCGUUCCAAGUCCAGGUCCAAGUCCGCCCUCGGCAGCGUCAGGGGUGACGAUGCUCCCCAAGCACAGCCGCCACCGUGAACUAAAACUAGCUAAGCUUAACAGAGUCCCCUCCUCGAUCGGUAGCGUGUAAAUAUGUAGAGCUAUUCGGCUUCUUCUUUCUUUCCUCUUCUUUUGACAGAACAAAUUACAGUUGCAAUUUUUUCAUGGCUUGAUCAUCUCUUUCUGUUCAAUAAAAUGUCUGAUCUAGGUCUUCGUGUCCAAA